AGUGUAUUGAAUAUACGUUUGCAAAGAUCUCCUCAUCCCUACUCUGAAUCUCAUCAGGCCAUUCUGCUCUACUGGCAUCACACCGCCAAACAUCACAUGUAGCCCAUCAUGAAAUCAGUUACUCUGUUCAUAACGAAUAAUGAAUGGUCGAGCAUUUCUUUUUCUGUGGUAAAUAAGGGUAAAUGGUUUAAAGUAAUGCAUUUAUAGACGAGUAGAUUGUCGCCUGUACCAAAUUCGUUAACAUUCGCCUUUCGCUUUUUUCAACUUGCAUAGAUCAGAAGUCUGGACGACCCCAGCACCACAAUGCACAUCUGACGAAUCCAUCCGCACACACCGGAAAGGACCCCCUGGCCUAAAUGAUGUAUAGCAGGGUAUAUCGUUGAUAAAGCAGAUAUCACAUGUUAAGUCAUGAAAAUGUGUGUAGCACUCUUUAGCCCACCAACGGUACAUUGCAGCUUAUAUGUAGCUUACCUUGCUACAUAGAAAAUGGGGUAGCCAACCAUGUUCACAUGAGAUCCUGUUUUCUCAUCCUAAAAUACAAGACAUUCGAAGUAUGGUGUGACAGGCCUAAUCUUGUUCAGCCAGAAAUAUUUCUGCAAAAAUAAUGUUCCAUCUAUGAAAUAUCACAAGGGACUAUUUUUUGGACGCCGAAGUUUGUGAGAGAUGAGCAAGAGACAGUGGCGGAAUCUCCGCACGAUUGCAGGGUGUUAUUCGGCACUCACACACGGGUGAGCUCUGUGUUGGAGCUUCUAUUGUUGCGUACCGGGACGCGUGAAUUGGAACCGAUUAAAUAAGUUCGCGUUUAAAUAAUUUUCACUGGGCGAUCUCAGUUUUUGGUGUGGCAGACCAUUUCUGCCCUGAGAUUAAACACUUAAGUGUUUUUCAGGGAAAUAUCCAUAGAGACUGCAAGCUAGUGAGCUAUCCCGGCUUCCAACUACAAAUGUUCAACGACAGCUAGCCAACAACUGGAAUUGGAGGACGCAAGUGUGGCUACACACAAAAGGACUGUGACUUGUAAGAAUAAGAAACAAGAAGAAGUGGAUUCCAAUCAAGGUGUAGAAACACCUCAACGAUGAUCAAAAGAGUUGGUGUCACAGCAAAGGGCAUGCCCUCCGUGAUGGAACGCUCCGGGUCGGGGGUUCUGUCCCGAAGCAGGGCCAAAACGAUCACCAACGGCAACAGCCAUCAUUCUGAAGAAGAGAGCAGCGAUGAAGAGCAUGCUCAUGACAGUAUGAUCCGAGUGGGUGGGGACUAUCAGGCCCAGAUCCCAGAGUUCAAACCAGAUAGCACUACGCGAUAUGCAGAGAAGGACGAGAGGAGUAUGCUGGUCUGGUCUCCCCACAGCCUGGUGUCUGGUGCUAUGUUGGAUGAAUAUAUUGUGAUGGCGAAGGAAAAGCAUGGAUAUAACAUGGAACAGGCUCUGGGCAUGCUCCUGUGGCACAAGCACGAUGUGGAAAAGUCACUGGCUGACCUGGCCAACUUCACCCCCUUCCCAGAGGAGUGGACCGUGGAGGACAAGGUGCUGUUUGAGCAGGCCUUCAGCUUCCAUGGCAAGAGCUUCCACCGCAUCCAGCAAAUGUUGCCAGAUAAGCUGGUCUCUAGCUUGGUGAGAUACUACUACUCCUGGAAGAAGACUAGGACUCGGACCAGUGUCAUGGACAGACAGGCUCGCAGGCUUGUCACCAAGAGAGAGAAGGAUGACAGCCACGAUGAGAUCGAGGAAGCAGAGGCUGGGAGCGACAGCGACUUCGAGGUCGAAGCAAAGAAAGAGACGGCAAAGCAGAACUUGGUAGGUCCCGGGGAGUGGGGUUCUGGGCGAUCAGGCCCUAUCCGGAAGGAGAACCAGGGGUCUCAGUACCGGCACCAUCCCCUCAGAGCCCGUCGGCGCCCCCCAAAGGGUAUGCACUUGGAGAAGGAGGACCUGCUCAGCCUCUCUGCAUCCUCAGAAACAGGAGUCGUGUCCAACCGGCAACUGGACAUGCUGCUCGUGUCCCUUAAAAGACAGGUCCAGAGCAUCAAACAGGUGAACAGCUCCAUGAAGCUGGGUCUCAACGAAGGCAUCGACACCGUCAGGCCCAACGAGCCCAACCCUAAGAUCAACUCGCGCUGGACCACGGAAGAGCAGCUCCUGGCGGUGCAAGCAAUCCGCCGUUACGGGAAGGACCUGGGCGCCAUCGCUGAGGUGAUCGGAAACAAGACGGUGGCCCAGGUGAGCUCGUUCUUCAACAGCUACCGACGGCGCUUCAACCUGGACGAGGUGCUGCGGGAGUGGCAGGCCGAACAGGAAGUACUUCUGGGCAACGCUGGGAAUUCAGAGGCCAUGAAGGAGCUGAACGGGACCGCAGGAAUGGAAGAGGAAGAUAUGAAGAUGGACACCGCCUCCCCUCUGUCUCAGUCGGGCACCCCCUCCCCCUCCUCCGGCGUGAGCUCCGGCCCCACCAAGACCCCUCCGCCCCUGACCCAGCCACCCCCACUGCUGCGGCCCGCGCCGCCCUCCGCACCCCCCAGCCUCCUGCGGCAGCCCCCACCUCUGCAGACCAGGCCGCUCCAGAACCGCACCCCCCACAACCAUCCGCCGCCGCCCCUCAUCCGCCCGGCGGUGGCCUCCUCCGGGCAGCAGGCGGGCCUGCGGAGCUCACUGGGCUCAGGUGCACCCCCUGCUGGCCAGCUGCCCCCAUCUCUGGUGGGGAUGAAGGUGGAUCCGCCCCAGGCCCACUAGCAGUGUGACGGGGCAGGUGCUGG
Messenger RNA from Clupea harengus (Atlantic herring), 2742 nucleotides. It is a transcript of the gene rcor2, whose product is annotated as REST corepressor 2. NCBI's taxonomy places the organism in Eukaryota, Metazoa, Chordata, Actinopteri, Clupeiformes, Clupeidae. The record is from RefSeq and is a predicted model, not a curated record. Gene Ontology annotation, molecular function: transcription corepressor activity. Gene Ontology annotation, cellular component: transcription regulator complex; histone deacetylase complex. Gene Ontology annotation, biological process: negative regulation of DNA-templated transcription; regulation of transcription by RNA polymerase II.